AUGAUCAGUGGAUGGGAGGUGACCACCGCGGGGUGGCGAGCACCAGCCAGCCACGGCGACACUGACAGAAGCUACCCCGCCAUCCCGCCGAAGCUCCGACGCCUCUCCUCCAACUCCAAGCCUAAGAUACCUUACGUUAGCAUCAACACGUCCACAAUGUCUGCCAAAGUGACCGCCACCGGCCCUCUGGGCGAGGGCGAGGCUCGCUGGAUCAAGCUCAUCAAGAUCAACUACGAUGACCAGAACGGCAACUCCCGCACCUGGGAAUCCGCCGAGCGCCGCACCCGCCCAAAGAACGGCGAGAUUGACGGCGUCGGCAUCGUCGCCAUCCUCGAGAAGCCCACCGGCCCCGAGAUCAUCCUCCAGAAGCAGUACCGCCCGCCGAUUGACAAGAUCUGCAUCGAGGUUCCCGCGGGGCUCGUGGACGAGGGUGAGACGGCCGAGCAGGCUGCCGUGCGCGAGCUCAAGGAGGAGACGGGAUACGUUGGCAAGGUGUCCGAGACCACGCCGAUCAUGUUUAAUGAUCCCGGGUUCUGCAAUACCAAUCUCCGCAUGGUCCACGUCACCAUCGACACCUCCCUCCCCGAGAACCAAAACCCAAAGGCCGAACUGGAAGAAGGAGAAUUCAUCGAGGUCUUCACCGUGCCGCUGUCCAACUUCUGGGCAGAGUGCAUUCGUCUGGAGAAGGAAGGCUACGCCAUCGAUGCCCGCGUGGGGACUAUUGCCGAAGGCAUUGAAUUAGCAAAGAAAUUCAAGCUAUAA
Colletotrichum lupini is the source of this 762-nucleotide messenger RNA. RefSeq names its product NUDIX domain-containing protein. Gene Ontology annotation, molecular function: ADP-ribose diphosphatase activity. The transcript has 4 exons. NCBI's taxonomy places the organism in Eukaryota, Fungi, Ascomycota, Sordariomycetes, Glomerellales, Glomerellaceae. Gene Ontology annotation, biological process: nucleoside phosphate metabolic process; ribose phosphate metabolic process. The record is from RefSeq and is a predicted model, not a curated record. Bases 1 to 762 code for a protein of 253 amino acids. Gene Ontology annotation, cellular component: nucleus; cytosol.